AUGGAACAGCCAACAACGUUGUUGAAACACUUCAGCCAUGAACAUCCACUAGAAUAUGUUGAGUCGAGUUUUGAUGGAGAUCGCGUAUGCUCAGCUUGCAAACUUUCUAUAAUGCCAAGAAAUUUCUUCUAUGAGUGUAAGCUCUGCAGAUUCUCCCUUCACAAGGUCUGCUACAGCAUGCCUAAAAAGGUCAUGCACCCUGCUGAUCCGAAUCACUGCCUCAAGCUCUUGACCUCGUCUACUGUCGCAGAAAAAUCAGACGAAUGUGAGGCGUGUGGGAGGCACAUUGCUGGAUUCCACUACAGCUGCACCAAAUGCUCCCUUUACUACCACAUGCUGUGUGUGGCAUUGCCCCUCUCACUCAAAAUGGAGUCGUCCCACCCUCACGUGCUCAAGCUAGAGCUCAAGCCUCUCUAUGAUUUCGAGUGUGAUGUGUGUGACAGGCCUAGCUACAAUGGAUGGGACUCAGCCGCUAUUGAAGGAUGA
This is a messenger RNA of Salvia miltiorrhiza (redroot sage), 486 nucleotides long. RefSeq names its product protein VACUOLELESS GAMETOPHYTES-like. The transcript is spliced from 2 exons. Bases 1 to 486 code for a protein of 161 amino acids. NCBI's taxonomy places the organism in Eukaryota, Viridiplantae, Streptophyta, Magnoliopsida, Lamiales, Lamiaceae. The record is from RefSeq and is a predicted model, not a curated record.